AUGGUGUUUGCAAUCACCUACACUGGCACUCUUUUCUUCGAGCCUAUCCCUGUUAACUACCAUCGUCACCUUCAAAAUUUUGCCUCUCGUCCUUUUCUGGCCUCAUAUCACAUUCCCUUUCCUGAACUAGUGGAACUGGGACUUGAUGUGCAUAGGUUCAUUCAAAACUUGGGUUGGGAGUUUCUGCUUGAUCACCCUUUUUCCUCCUUGGUCUGUCCGGAUUUAGUCCGCUACUUCUUCUCAAACUUUCGCUCACCCGGCCUUGCCUCUCGUUCCUUCUCUACUAUUGUUUUUGGCCAUCUGCUCACUCUCCCUCUCGAUGAUCUGUCGGAUACGCUUCAUAUCCCUCGAGUUGGAGAAGCUCUGGCUGAUGCCUCUGAGUUGGAACUGUUUGCCUUUCAAUAUGCUGAAGAAUUUCAUCAGCUCACCGGUGUGUUGCCAGCCCCCAACCAUAUUAUGCCUGUCUCCUCUCUGCUGCCCUCUCUUCGGAUGCUGCAUUACUGCAUCACUCGAGUCUUUGUCCCUCGUGCUGACUCCUUGAACUUUGUUCUUCCGGUCGAUCUUUGGAUCAUAUCCCAUGCUGUUCAUGGAGUCCCCCUAGAUUAUGCUCAUUUAGUGUUUGGCAGUCUUAUGCGAUCCAGUGAUGCCUCCUUUACUGGUCCAUUUGCCUUGGGUCCUCUGGUCACCUCUAUGCUCCUUGAGCUUCGUAUCCACCUCUCACCAUUUAUCACCAUCACACCCUCUCUGUUCCCACCGGCGAGCGCUGUUCUGGAUGCACUGGAGAUUGCAAUUGAAGGGGAGGAAGCUGUUGAAGGGGAGGACGUCAUCUGGGUCAGCAGCAGCAGCGAUGACUCUGGACUGGAGCCCUUUGUCGAAUCCCUCCAAACUCUGCUAGAAUAUGGAUCUGAUGCUGACGGUGACAGCGCCUAA
Molecule: messenger RNA, 930 nt
Organism: Linum trigynum
Lineage: Eukaryota; Viridiplantae; Streptophyta; Magnoliopsida; Malpighiales; Linaceae
Source: the annotation of a GenBank genome assembly